UUCAGAUAUCUUAUCAUUAAUCAGGACAGGAUUCAGGUUGGAAAAAGGUUACAGGACUCCGAAGUCUUCACAGCUUUCUGAAAUCGAGAGCCAGUAGUUAUUGAUAACCAACAUUUUAACGAUUAGGUAACAGGCUUUGAAAGUGAGAGUUAUUGUGAUUGGCACACACAUUGGCACUGUGAGCGAAAGUGACGUUCAACGCUUGACUUCUAGGCUUAAUUAUCUACCUUAUGGGUUUACCGUUGGCAAUCAAAACUCGAUCUGCCACUUGAGUUCGUAUUUUUCGCAGAGAUUUGACAAGUGAUCAAGAGCAGAUUGAGAAGGUUAUACAAAAACAGCUUAUUUUGCUCUCUGAGGAUUACAUUAUUUCAUCCAACGUGAAUCUUCUUUCAUCAAAUUUUUGAUAGUUGCUACUUUUUGCCGUUCGUACGAUGCCUCACGAUUUUAGUAUUGUUGAAUAUUAUUCGCAGCAAGGACGUUCCCGUUGUGGUUACUGUCAGAGUCCUAAUACUAGCUACAGUCAUGGCAUGACAACGGAAAGGCUCACUGUUCAGCAGUACCAGACUCUUAUUGAUAGAGGAUGGAGACGAAGUGGUUAUUAUUGUUACAAACCUACAAUGGAUAUAACAUGCUGCCCACAUUACACAAUUCGAUGUUCGGCACUAGAGUUUAAGAUGUCAAGAUCUCAAAAAAAAAUUCUCAAACGUAUGAUUAAGUUUUUAAAUGGUGAAUUGUCUGUGGAUGAACAAAAAACUAGUCAAAAUACAUGUGAUCAUGACAUAGUAAGAUGCAUGGAUGUUCCAAAUCAACUUGAAAUUACAAAAGAGAUAAAACCAAGUGCUUUAAAUAUGGAAAUUGCUUCUUUAUCAGAAGAAAAUAGUUCUAGAAUAAAUUCUGCAGGCAAUAAUCCAGAGUUAAAAGUAAGCGUGGAAAAUAAAGAAUGUUUGGAUUCCAAAACCAUUAAGGAAGAAAGCUCUGAAAUAAAACAUGAUUUAAAAAAAACAUCUGUGUCAGAAUCAGGCAUGAUUCUGCAAAGAAAAGCUAAGUUGAUUAGGAUAGAAAGAAAAAGAAAUAAACUUUUAGCUCAAGGUAAAACAGAAGAUGAGAUCAAAGUCAUAAUGCUUCAAAAAAAAAAUCAAAAUGUUGGCAAAACUCUUGAAGAUUAUUUUAAUGAGAUUAGUAAUUGUAAAAAUAAAUUAGAGUUGAAACUUGUUAGAACAUCACCAAAAAGUGAUGAUUAUAAAAAUACUUCUAGAGAAUCAUUUGAGGUUUACAAAAAAUAUCAAUCAAUGAUUCAUGAAGACAAACUGUCAAAACUUACUUAUGAUAAGUAUUCCAGAUUCUUAGUCACAUCUCCCUUAAGGGACACAAUGCCAGAAAAUAAUCUACCUCAGGGGUAUGGAUCAUUUCAUGAACAGUAUUGGUACAAUGGAAAUUUAAUUGCUGUAGCUGUUUUAGAUAUUUUGCCGUUUUGUAUAUCUAGUGUGUACUUUUUUUAUGAUCCAGCAUAUUCUUUUUUAACUUUAGGAACAUUCAGCUCUCUAAGAGAAGUGUUGUUAACUCAACAGUUAAAUAAGUAUCAACCUAGUUUGAAAUAUUAUUACAUGGGGUACUACAUACAUUCAUGUCCUAAAAUGCGAUACAAAGCCAAAAUUAAACCAGCAAAACUUCUGUGUCCAGAGUCUUAUACGUGGUGUGACAUUGACAAAUGUUUGCCAAAAUUAGAUGUUUCUAAAUAUAGCAGACUAAAUGAAGAUAUAACUGUUAAAGAUGAAGAUGGCAAUGCAACAGCAGACGAGGUUUUAAUAUUGUGGAAUAAUAAAGUAUUACCGUUUCAUAUAUUUAAAGCUUUUUGUGCAGAUCAAAGUACUGAAGGAUAUGUUGAUGAAUUUGCAAAAUUAGUUGGUAAAACUUGUCUUAAAAAAAUGCUGUAUUGCAUUCACUCCCGAAAUUGAAUGUUAUUUGAAAAGUCAUAACCAUAUAGAAUUCGACCAGGGCACUGAAAGUAUAACAAAAAUGUGUGAUAAGACGUAUUUUAUUAAAAUUUUCAAAUAACAUAUGCCUAAGAAAAAAAAAUAACAAAUUUGAAAUUCGAUUGUGCUAAAGUAUUACUGAAACUAAUGAUCUCACACAACAUACUUUCAAGAUGCUACAUUAUCUUUUAUCACCGAAUUUGUACAACAAUAAUUGUUAGAAAAUACAUAUUUGAUUACUUUCAAUAUCACCCAAUGCUUAUCAGAACAAUGAUUUAGUU
This is a messenger RNA of Trichogramma pretiosum, 2254 nucleotides long. RefSeq names its product arginyl-tRNA--protein transferase 1 (gene Ate1). Gene Ontology annotation, biological process: protein arginylation. The record is from RefSeq and is a predicted model, not a curated record. Bases 432 to 1955 code for a protein of 507 amino acids. NCBI's taxonomy places the organism in Eukaryota, Metazoa, Arthropoda, Insecta, Hymenoptera, Trichogrammatidae. Gene Ontology annotation, molecular function: arginyl-tRNA--protein transferase activity. Gene Ontology annotation, cellular component: cytoplasm. The transcript is spliced from 8 exons.